Klebsormidium nitens is the source of this 1782-nucleotide messenger RNA. NCBI's taxonomy places the organism in Eukaryota, Viridiplantae, Streptophyta, Klebsormidiophyceae, Klebsormidiales, Klebsormidiaceae. The record is from the annotation of a GenBank genome assembly.
AUGGAAACAGGAUUGAUCCCGUCUUCCACACAGUUUGGAGCAGGAGGAUCUCAAGUCCCAAGCAGGCUUGGCACACCGACCAGAAAGGAGAUUCAUCCAGGUUUCUGGGAGAAGUUCAAAGGUCCUCAAGAAGGCCCCUCCGAAGACUUCAACUUUGAUCUACUGAAGGAAGCAGUCUCGCAGAUUGCGAUGAGAGGGUCCCUGACUGAUUACAUGGAAGUGGUGAUGCAAGAUUAUCCUGAUAUGCAGAAGUCAUGGAGAUCUAAGGCCCGCUUCCUGCUGGACGUAUACAAGGAACCUGAUGCAAAGACAGCUAAGCUCAUGGCUGCAACAUUCUUCUUUGCUUCGAGAAUCAACUACAUCUCUACCGGAUGUGAGUACAUGGCCACUCAGUAUUGUGCAGAAGUCAGAGCAGAACUGAGGAAGUUUGGCAAGAGCGAAUCAUGGUCGAAGGACACAGUGCUCGAGAUCGAAAGCAUGAUCAGGGAGAAGUAUUUCAACUUCAAGGCCAUGGCAGAAAAAGAGCUCUCCAGAGGCAAUGUGAAACCGAUCAAUGGAUGGGGUGAUGCCAGGAUGCUGGUCGAGACCGACGCAAGGGACAAAGAAACUCCCAGCAACAGUAACGCCUUUCAGGGCUCGCAGAAUGGGUCUUCGAAGACCGAGGUAGCCAAACCCGAGAAGACGCGUCAAGCCAAAGAAUGCACGCGCUCAGGGCCCUUGGCCGAGCCUCGUUUCGACCCGGCUGCAAUGAGAGAAGACUUCAAUCACGCUGAAGAAGACUCACCAGACGGAGCUCUCUCAGAGCGUCAGAUUGAGGACGUGGACUGUGAAGCAGACCCACUCAUGGCCGAUUCUGCAACCGAGCGAGACGAGUCGACAUUGAGCGAGCUCUGCACCUUCGAAGAAGUGGCCGCUAUUCCGGUCAGAGCACCGUUUGACUACGACUUAGAAUGUCUCAAGGAUGGGGUGAGAAGAGUCCUUGGAGAACUAGAGGAAUUCAGAGACGGCAGACUCGAGGUGAAUGAAGAAGAGGAUAGGGCUUGGCUCCAAAACGUGGAGAAAAACGUUCUGAAUCCGGACCAGUUCAGAGCCGGGAACUUCAAUAGAACGAUUCCCGCGUGGGAGGAGCUUUUGAAGGACUCCAAAAGAAAAACAUCGAAGAUGGUUUUAGGAGCCUUGAAGGAAGGACUGAAGCCAUCCUUCGAAGGAACGGAUAAUGCCCUCGAAUCCAAACGAAAGGUCGUCAAGGCCAUGUUGCUCAAGACGGUUCCCAAACGAGAGGUCAGCUCAUUCCUCACCGGAAAGUUUCCUAGCGAGAUAGAAUUCUCGAAUCACCAAUCCGCAGAGGACAAUGCAGACUUCGUCUGGAAUGAAGUCAAGAGCAACCUCGCUUCUGGAGCCAUCUCAGCGUACCCUAAAGGAAGCAAGCCCAAAGUGGUCAACCCGAUUGGAGUGGUCUUCAAUCCUAAGCCGAGAAGGAUCCUCAAUGCUCGGUACAUCAACCUCUUCAUGAAGAGCCUCCCAAAAUGCCUCCUGGAGCCUGCCCAGAGUGCGGACUGGCUUGGCUUCGUUGUGGACUCACUUCUCGAGAUCUUCCGGAUCUCCGAGAAGAAAAAGCUCAAAGUCUUUGCAGUGUUGGAGCAGAUCCUCGAGUCUGAUGAAAUCACUGCCAGAAUGCUCGCCUCCAUGGCGGGGAAGCUGGUCUCGUUGGGUCCAGCAAUGCUCCCCGCUUCUCUCUUUAGCCGCCCGCUCUUCGCAGCCAUGCAAGGAAAGCUGACGUAG